AUGUCUGAAUCAACGCUCAACAUGAGAAUUGGCAGGGAGAUCAUAUCCGGACACUCCACAAAAUCAGGCGGAGAAGCAAAAUAUGCUAUACUAUUAGCUCUUUUACUAGCAGUCUUCUGCUCACUUGCGUUCAUAUCUUGGGCCUUUCCAACAUCGUGGUGGAAGAGAAAUGAAGGGACGUUAACGUUAUGGUUCCAAUUUGUAAACCAUAUUGAUCCUGUGAAAUAUGAAGUUCCAGUGGACUCCGAUGUCGGUGACAUAAAACGGAUUAUAAUUCCCAACAGAGACGAUGAACAACUGGCGGACGUAUUGCUAUUGAGUCGAGUGCAUGGCAGACUGAAUCCGUCGGUGUAUGCUAGAGACUUGGUAGACGAGAAAUUUCCAUACAUUGUGUACAUAGAUACCAUAGGUGAAUAUAUGUGCUAUUUAAUAUUUCUCGGACGAUUUUGA
This is a messenger RNA of Paraglomus brasilianum, 450 nucleotides long. Lineage: Eukaryota; Fungi; Glomeromycota; Glomeromycetes; Paraglomerales; Paraglomeraceae. The record is from the annotation of a GenBank genome assembly.